AGCACGGUGAUUACUAGGGUGCUGUGCUCUGUAACGUUAGGUCUCAAUGAAUGUUCCUCAGAACAGAAGACAACCAGGUGGAGGUAUCCAUGGUGUGGGACAAAGAUUUCUUCUGCUCAUGACUGCUUGAAGGAUGACAGACUGACGGAUUGGACUAACUGUAUUUGGAACCUAACCAAGUCGAUUUUAACCAGGCUUUCGUCGAGCUAACACAGCUAGCGCUAGCAAGCUAAGAAAUUGACGUUGUUUCCUUGCAAUGAGUUUGGCUGAAGUUGUUCACAGAAGAGUACAGGCAUUUACAACAAAGGCAACUGCAUGUAUGUCGCUGUAACAUAACUCUGUGCUUAUGUUAUGUUUUGGGCUUUGCGUUCUGCAGUCUGAAACUUUUUAAUUUGUUUUUGCUGAACGUUUGAAUUGACGCAUCCAUGGCUGUUUGGCUGGGUUGGCCAGUCCAAGUCAACGUUACAUUGUGUUAGCUGAAUCUGUAAACGCCUGAGCAAGAAAUGUUCGAUGCUGGAUGGCAUGGCAGCAAGAAUGAGCUGUUUCUUUCUUUUGAAUACAUAUCAUGUUUUUUGGAUGGACGUUUCCGACGUAAAUGACUGUCUCCGUAUUGCAUGAGCGAAUAUGAUUUUGUGACCUGCAUUUUGUCGACCGACCAGCUAGUUGUUUAGCAAGCUACCCAACCUUGUGUGAAGUCCUGGGAGUGAUAUCGGGUGUUGGCUCACCACCCCGCUUAGACUAACUGAGACAAGGCUCGCUAACUUUGAUUUUGCCCUUGCUGAAAUAUCUGGAUCGUUCGGCACCGCAAGACAGACCUUUCUUUUUUCUUUGUAUGUGCAUUUUUAAUAAUGGGGUCGCUUAAAGCUCUUCAAGAGUGGUGUAGGAUACAAUGCGAGGGUUACAACGAUGUGGACGUAAGGGAUAUGACAACGUCCUUCAGAGAUGGCCUGGCGUUUUGUGCCAUCAUCCACAGACACAGACCGGAUUUGAUUGACUUCGACUCCCUCUCCAAAGAAAAUGUCUACGAGAACAACCGCCUGGCAUUUGAGGUGGCAGAGUCCGAGCUUGGCAUCCCAGCUUUGCUGGACGCUGAGGACAUGGUGUCCAUGAAAGUGCCUGACCGGUUAAGCAUCAUCACAUACGUCUCUCAGUAUUACAACUUCUUCACCAACAAGUCUCACGCCAAUCCCCCCUGCAUGAAGAGACCCAGUGGUACAGGCCAAAUAGAACCAGCUCUGAAGAGACUGGUUGCCCCCCUGGAAGACAGAGUGGUAGAGCCUGAGACGGGCGUGGCGGGCGCCCCCAAACGCAGCACUCUGAGCAGCACCUGCGCUGCCUGCGGGAAGCAUGUGCACCUGGUGCAGAGGUUCCUGGUCGACGGCAAGCUCUACCACCGGAACUGCUUCAGAUGUAAGGAGUGUAGCAGCACCUUGCUUCCAGGAUCUUACAAACCCGGAAGUGAUGCAGGUUCCCUGGUCUGCACACAUCACUUCGCCAGGUCCUCCUCAACCAAUCAGAAUGGCAGACCGGAUCUUAGCAAACAGCCGGGAAUGCCUGCAAGGAUUCGUCCUAAAAGGCCUGAAACUCCACCCAAAGGGAGGAGCUUGGACAGACCAGCGCCCACUGAGAACGCUGCUAGUCCCCAGGCCACGGCCUUACCAGACCCGGCUACCAAAUCGGACUCUAUGGAGAGAGAGACAGAGAAAGAAAAGAGUGUGGCCGAGAGAGUGGCCGAGAAGGGAGGAGAAACGAGCGACAGCGUGAAGGAGGAGACGGCACCACCUAAGUCGUCCACUCCACCCAAUCCCUUCGACGAGACGGACGAGGAAGAGGAAGAGGAGGAGGAGGAGGAGGAGAAGAGAGGGCAGGAUGAAAAUGCGCAGAAGCCAGCACCGAGCACGUUAAACGGUGCCCCUCCCCAUGCUCCACUGGGCCGAGGUGUGCCGGAGAGCAAGCCCGUGCCUGCCCCACGACGGCCAGCCGAGGUCACGCCUCCUCCUCGCCCCGCCCCGAGGAACAUCCAUCUGGUGGUGACCAGUCCAGCAGUAAACGGGGAUCCAAACGAUCGCCGGCGAUCAGCCCCCGUCCCCCGCGAACGAUCACACUCCCCUGGAAGCUCCAGCCAAUCCAGUGACACCCCCAAACCCAAAGACCCGCCCUGGCUGGCUCUCGUCCAGUCAGAUACCAAGAAGAAACCGGCCCCUCCUCCCCCUCCUCCUCCCGGGCUUGGUGCAUCUCAACGCACUGGCCCUGUUCCUUCUCUCAAAGGUGAGGGCUCGAGGCCCUGCACGCCCCCCCAGUCCAGCAACCCCUUCGACGACGAUGAGGACGAGGAGGAGCUGGCCGAGGAGCUGGCGGACAGCUUGGCACCGCCAUCGGCGUUGGCCAACCAUCCCUGGUACAGCAUCACGCAGGCGGCAGCAGUAGCAGAGGCCUCCGGCACAGACACGCCUCCCUGCCGAACUAGCCCCGCCCCCUCGGCCAGUCCAGGAAGUGGCCGAAAGAGGCGGCCGGCCCCCCGACCCCCACGGCCCUCCACUACAGCUCCCUCCCUCUCUCAGCCCUCCUCUGCCUCUCCCUCCCCAGCCCUGAGCACAGAGAGCCUCUGCUCGUCCUCCUCUGACCACGGUCAGCCCACCUCCCAGCCCCCGCCCCCCCCUCCUCCUCCCCCUCCUCCGCCUCCUCCUCCGCUGGACCGCAGGAGCCCGCAGGUACGCACCCCUUCACCAAGAGCGUGUCGGAGCCCUCCAUCAGCGGCCCGUCUCCACCGCCCUCGGACUCCCAGCUGCAGCAGCGUCGCUCCCCGAGCCCCUCCGCGCUGCGUGCUCGCACCGCCCACCAACGCCAGCUCGGCGCCGCCCACGCCGCAGACCAGCCGCAGCGCGGGGCUCAAGGCGCCCAGGCCCCCGCCCCCGCGCCCCCCCACCACCUCCACGGGCUCUCUGUCCGCCGGGGCCUCGCCAGCCGAUACCCCCACACACAGCAAGCGCACCUGUAAGGAGAACCCCUUCAACAGAAAGGCCUCCCCCUCCACCCCCCCCACCUCCAGGCCACCCAAGGGCCCACGCCCUGCCCGGCCCCCGGCUCCUGGACACGGCUUCCCCCUCAUCAAACGCAAGGUGCAGUCGGACCAGUACAUCCCGGUGGAGGACAUCCAUGGGGAGAUGGGCGACCUGGAGCGCCAACUGGACGAGCUGGAGCAGAGGGGCGUGGAGCUGGAGAAGAGACUCCGCGACUGCGGCAACGAUGAGGAAGAGGAGCAUCUGCUGGUGGACUGGUUCACUCUGAUUCAUGAGAAACAUCAGCUGGUGCGCAGGGAGGCCGAGCUGGUCUACACGGCCAAACAGCAGAAUCUGGAGGAAAGACAGGCCGACGUGGAGUAUGAACUGCGUUGUCUCCUUAACAAGCCAGAAAAAGAGUGGACUGACGAGGACAAGAACCGUGAGAAGGAGCUGAUGGCGGAGCUGGUCACCAUCAUCGAGCAGAGGAACCAGAUCAUUAACAACAUGGAUCAGGACAGGCAGAGGGAGGAAGAGGAAGAUAAGCUGUUGGCAGCCAUGUUGAAAAGAAAAGAUUUCCACAAAGAGGGAGACGAGCCGAAGAAGAAAGGAGCAAAGUUUAAGCCCAUGAAGGUGUUGAAGAGACUGAGUCACAAGAGCGAGGGGCCCAAGGGUGGCAGCCCGCAUAAGGACAAGAGUUGAGCUGGACCUGAAGCAGAGCGCCAGGCUGUCCUCCUCCUCCGCAUCGCAGAAGGGACGCCACGAUCGACUGAAAGUGACAGAUGGAGAUGGAGAGAGAGUGAGAGAAAGAAAGAAAGAGUGCUCAGGAGAGGACAGGCACUUUCAGUUUGACAAGAUUUGGACUCCGACAACUGACCGCAACGUUCUUCCUGUGUCCGUUUAUGUUAUACUUCAUCCAAAACACAGCCAUGCAUUGUGUAAGAGUUUGGUUUUGGGGUUUUUUACGCUGCCUUUGUGAACUGUGUGUGAGAGAGAGAGAGAGAGAGAGAGAAAAAACAGGAGGCCGAUAUCGUCUCAAAAGAGCUAAAAACUGACCAGAACCUCGGACUGACGAGCCAAGAGAGUGGAGUCGAGGUGUGUGUAACUUUCCAAAGUGCUGUACUACCUUGUGAUUGUAUUUUACAGAUCAGAUCUUACCCAGCGUUUUAGAGAAGUAGCCGCCAAAGCCCUCAGAACCAUUUAGGAAGAAAAAAAAUGUAUUUAUGCAAUGCAAGUCUGAAGUUAUUGUUACGCAUUUGUAGGUGUGUUUUCCUUAUAUUAUGCUUAUUCAUUCACCUAGGUUUUAACAGUCUUGAACAACAUAUUUACCUUAUGUAACUUUUAAAACGGCAUCAGAUGCCAAAAAAAAAUGGUGUCCGUUGCAUCAUGAUGGCCGACCUGGGUUGCUAAUGCACCCAGUUAUUUUUGAAAUCUCUUUCUUCCGUUCUGUUUUUUAUCUAAUGAGGUAGCGUGUUAGUUUGAACGGGGCCUUCGUGGUACUGUAGAGCAGUGCGGUUCUUCCCUGUGGUCAGGCUUUAUUGACAUAUCAGCACCUACAUCUGACCUAUUAAGUGAUUUGCACAUUUAAGGUUUUAUGAGGACGAAUGGUUGACCAUGGCUAUGUACAUGUGAUGUUGGAGAAUCUGAAGAACUCUGAAAUCCCUAGUCAUCCAAGACCCCCCAGUCUGUAUGUAUGUCUGUAUAAUUCAGAUCUGUUUGUUAUCAAAUACCAUGCUCAUAUGCAGACAAUAGGAAAUUGUAAAUGAAAAAUAAACUGAAAAUAAUGACGUAACCAAUCCUACCUAUCAGACUGACAUGGGAGUGUAUACUGAGCUCCAGUCAUAUGCCGUUCUCAGUGAGGUUGUGAACUGACUUGAGCCCUGAUGCCCUCUGUGAUCUUUUAAAGUACUUACAUUUUAUCUGAGCUUUUUUAUAGAAGCUUGCAAAAUAUUUUAUUUUCCUCGAAGGUUGCAAACAAAUCUGUAAGAAUCUGCACCAUCAGGAAAAUAAGAUGCCCUACAUUGGCUGUCCAUGAUGAAUUUGAUCAUUUUCAACUGUAGAUAUGUUUAUUAACGUAUGCAUUUUGUCACAUGCAGGAAAACCCUUUAGUGCAGUUUCUGCAACAUUGUGUUUAAUUUAUAUAUUACACUGCCUUCAGUUUUUACUUUGUAACUCCUGUCUGUCAAUAACUGCCAGUAUGUAUUGGCCUUAAGAGAGGAAGAGGAUGAUGAUGUUUGCAGAGGGAGUGCCCUCAUUUUGUGCUAUUUAUAGACGAGUCCGGAGUUGUUUGUCUUGGUUGUUGUUGUUGUCGUCCUUUUGUUUUGUCUGACUCUGUUUUGUUCUCAUGUGUCUUGGUCAACAUGCAGGUGUGUCUGUAGUUUGUGUCUGUUGCUGUUACUCCAGCGGACAGGUUCUGCGGCGGGACUGUGAUCUCGUACAUGUCUCUUUGCCUGUCUGUCUGUUACUAAUACCAGAAGGGCUUUCGUUGCAUUUAAAGACUUUCACGCUACAUUGCAAUACAACAAAGCCAAAUACAGACAAGGAAGCUGAGAAAUAAAACUCAUUAAUCUAA
This is a messenger RNA of Alosa alosa (allis shad), 5571 nucleotides long. RefSeq names its product MICAL-like 1a (gene micall1a). The record is from RefSeq and is a predicted model, not a curated record. Gene Ontology annotation, molecular function: protein binding. Lineage: Eukaryota; Metazoa; Chordata; Actinopteri; Clupeiformes; Clupeidae.